GUCCACAGCAGCAAGGGGAGGUACCAAAGUUGAGAUCGAGGGGACCUAUUAACAGCGACGGUCAGACACGGCUCUGCGUCCAGCUCCAUUUGAGAGGCGUUUCCACUAACAAACCCGUGCCACCAUGACUGCUCAUCCGAGGCAGUUGUUCUCGCUUCGCCUUGUACUACUCCUACUGGUCUUCUGCUCCACAGCCUUCAGCACGUGUCCCGAAGCAGACCAGAUCCACUGUUUCACCAACUCCCGCUGCACGAGGAUCAGAUACAUUUGCGACGGCGACAACGACUGCGGCGAUAAUUCCGACGAAGAGAACGAACUUUGCCGAUACUGGAGGAACAAUGACUGCGAGCGGAACAACGCCAUGUGCCACCGCAACGGGCGCUCCGACUGCAUCACCAUCUCUCACUACUGCGGGAUCACCAACCCGCCCUGCAAUGGGACCGUCGACCUCCGUAUCUGCCAGAUGCUGCGAGACGAGAAACUGAUGCCGCUCUCCGCCGUCUCUAUGAGUACCACGCCCAUCUCGACCACAGUUGAAAAGCAUGUGGAGAGCGCCUCGUCCCGGGCUCGCUCUAAGCGAGAGUGGGUGUUUGCAGAGGCAAUGCCGACGGAACCGACCGCGCAGGUGGAGGAGGAGGACGUCGUCAAGGAGAUCGAUGCCAAACUUAACUACACUCUCCGCCAUGCUGACUGUCCGCAACUCUUCACGCGCGUCGGCGAGCAGUGCGUCUCCAUCUUCUACAUCGGGAACGUUAACUGGCUGGAGGCAAGAGCUUUCUGCAAGGCCAUCGGCAGCGACCUUUUUACGCUCUCAAAAGACGGAAAGAAUUUCGCUACAAUUUUGCAGCACCUUCGACUCUCCCAGGUGACAACCGAUUUCUGGGUCGGAGGACGCUUUGUCAACGAGACGGUUGGGUGGUGGUGGGUCAACGAUGAACCGAUGGUCCUCGGCUCACCCUACUGGGCUGUCAGACACUCGGAGAGCUGCCAGACUCGCACCUUCACCUCACCCAUCCUCAACCAGACCCUACAGGCCAACGAUGGUCAAUGCUACAACUACGUGCAAGCUCCCCGACAACUUCCCACUGCCACCUGCGCGGCCCUCACCUUUUCCCACUAUUUUUACGUUAGCGACGAGCCCUGCUUAACCAAGAAGAGUCCCCUGUGCGUCCUUCCUUCCCAAGGACCCAAGGAGGCGUUGUAGAUAUACCAAUACGUUUCACAGACGCCUAGAAGAGAAAAGACAUUAAUUGUUCUAGACUCAUCUGUAGUUGUACCCUUGUUAUGUGCAGAUCUUCACUCAACCUCCGCUUCCAUAUAUUUCAUAUUACCCUCAUCUCCACCUCUUCUCCAUCCCCGCAAAUUUCCGAGGUUAUUCGGAUGACUUCUCCUUGUGCUUAAUAUUACCGUCGUUUACCAAUAUUUGUUUUUGCUCUCCAACUUUAUCUUGAGCAGAUUCUCACAGAGCCUUUCAUAUACUUGUUUAGGGCAUUCCUUGCAAUACGUCUGAAUGAUAAAUAGUAACAUUUGUAUUCAUAUGGCAGGUACAUCUGGCACCACGUUUGUUUGUUUGUGGGGUUGAACUGUCAACGGGACGCUUUUGUAAUUGUUUACCCUGAUUUGUCUCCAUUUUAUCCAGGCUUCUUUAUUUUUCCACAAUAACAUCGAAAUCUGCUAAUACUCGGAAAAAAUAAUAAAUAUGAUUGAAAUAUGUUGUCAAUGUGUCAAUGAUUUUUCUGUGGCAGAAGAGGAAAGGAUUCUAUUUUUGUGUCUGUAUUUUCCUUUGCGAAUUUUACACUAAAUGCGUGUCAUUCUUUUAUGAAUGAAAUGCCCAUAUUACAUAUGAUAAUGUUGAAAUUACAACAUAAUUACAACA
Messenger RNA from Penaeus indicus, 1876 nucleotides. RefSeq lists its product as uncharacterized. The transcript has 9 exons. Bases 125 to 1204 code for a protein of 359 amino acids. Lineage: Eukaryota; Metazoa; Arthropoda; Malacostraca; Decapoda; Penaeidae. Gene Ontology annotation, molecular function: protein binding. The record is from RefSeq and is a predicted model, not a curated record.